This is a messenger RNA of Columba livia (rock pigeon), 7063 nucleotides long. RefSeq names its product phosphatase and actin regulator 1 (gene PHACTR1). Lineage: Eukaryota; Metazoa; Chordata; Aves; Columbiformes; Columbidae. The record is from RefSeq and is a predicted model, not a curated record. Gene Ontology annotation, molecular function: actin binding. The transcript is spliced from 16 exons. Gene Ontology annotation, biological process: cell motility; stress fiber assembly. Bases 359 to 2398 code for a protein of 679 amino acids.
GCAAAUUAAAUUGUGGGGGUAGCAAAGAGAACAGAUAAAAGACAGUAAAACAAAGCCUUUCACUUUCCUCAAAUUAGCAGUCAAAUGUAGUAUAAAAAAAAGCAGUUCUACUCAGAUCUGUGCUAAGAGCUUUCAUUUCAUCAUAAUAUAAAACAGCAGAUCCAUCACCUUUCUCUAUUCAGUACACUUGAUUUCGAGGUUGAAGUGAAAAUUAGAAGCUGUUCGUUCUGGCUCACAGGCUGGGUUGCAUUUGCUUAGUCUUAUUCGAUGACAGUAGGAUGGAAAGAGGUCAGUAACACUGGAAUCUGAUUGAUCAUCCAUACCGGGGUAUUGUACACAAACAUAAAGUUCCUUCAAAAUGGACUACUUUUUGGAUGUCGAGUCUGCUCAGAGACUGUUUUACAGUCAAGGAGCUCAAGCUCGUCGGGCAACUCUUCUCACCGUGCCCACGCUGAUGACAGCAUCUUCUGAAGAUGACAUAGACCGGAGACCCAUCAGAAGACUCCGGUCUAAAAGUGACACCCCUUACCUGGAAGAAGCUAGGAUCUGUUUCAACCUUGAUAAUGCUCGCCGGGCCACGCUGCUCACCGUGCCCACAUUAAUGGCGGCAUCUUCCGAGGAGGACAUCGACCGCAGACCCAUCCGCCGCGUCCGCUCCAAGAGCGACACCCCCUACCUCGCCGAGGCCCGCAUCUCCUUCAACCUAGACGCAGCUGAGGAAGUGGAAAGACUGGCUGCGAUGCGUUCAGAUUCUCUAGUACCUGGGACUCACACGCCGCCGAUCAGGAGACGAAGCAAAUUUGCCACUCUUGGAAGGCUUUUUAAGCCAUGGAAAUGGAGGAAGAAGAAGAGUGAAAAAUUUAAGCACACUUCUGCAGCUUUGGAAAGAAAAAUAUCAAUGAGGCAAAGCAGGGAGGAGCUUAUAAAACGAGGAGUGCUGAAAGAAAUUUUUGAUAAAGAUGGGGAACUUUCCAUACCAAAUGAAGAAGGAGCUUUGGAGAAUGGGCAGCCUCUGGGCUCUGGGCAAGUGCUGAGCUCCAGCCAGGUAUCCCUGCCAGCCCUAGCAGAACUGGAGUCAGUUCCAGCAUCUGUGGAACCCUGCUCAUACGAGGUGCUCCCAACCACAGAGAUCAUGGAUGGGACAGUGUCUGAAGAGAGCCCCACAUCCAAUGAAUCCGGCAUCCUCCUCUCCCAAGAUCCUACUACAGCUAAGCCAGUCCUGCUACUUCCCCCCAAAAAAUCUGCAGCUUUCCCUGGAGACCAUGAGGACACCCCAGUGAAACAGUUGUCCCUCCUCAAACAGCCCCCUGCCCUGCCACCUAAACCUAUUGCCAGGAUUGCCAGCCACUUAACUGAUCCUGGCGCUCCUGUGAAACUGCCUUGUAUGCCAGUUAAACUGUCGCCUCCACUACCUCCAAAGAAAGUCAUGAUUUGCAUGCCUUUAGGGGGGCCAGACCUCUCUCUCUCAUCCUAUUCCACGCAGAAGAGCUCCCAGCAGCCUUUGACCCAGCACCAUCACACUGUCCUGCCAUCCCAGUUGGCAGCUCACCAGCUCCAGUACAGCGGCCACAGCCAGCACCUGCCUUCUGGCUCCAGCACGUUGCCCAUUCACCCCUCAGGGUGCCGGAUGAUAGAGGAACUGAACAAAACGCUAGCCAUGACCAUGCAGAGGCUAGAAAGCUCUGGUUUACACACAGGUGACAAUGUUACAAAAACAGGACCUGUGGGCCUUCCAGACAUGAGACAAGUGCCAACUGUUGUGAUCGAAUGCGAUGACAAUAAAGAAAAUGUGCCUCAUGAAACCGACUAUGAAGAUUCUUCCUGCCUCUACCCAAGACAGGAAGAGGAGGAAGAGGAAGAUGAAGAUGAGGAUAACUCAUUAUUUACAAGCUCCCUGGCCAUGAAAGUCUGCAGGAAGGACUCUUUAGCAAUCAAACUGAGCAACAGGCCCUCCAAGCGAGAGCUGGAGGAAAAGAACAUCCUCCCCAUGCAGACUGAUGAAGAAAGGCUCGAACUCAGGCAGCAGAUUGGGACAAAGUUAACAAGACGACUGAGCCAGAGGCCGACUGCUGAAGAAUUGGAGCAGAGGAACAUCCUGAAACCCCGGAAUGAGCAAGAGGAGCAGGAAGAAAAACGAGAGAUAAAGAGAAGAUUAACACGUAAGCUGAGUCAAAGGCCCACGGUAGAAGAGCUACGUGAGAGGAAAAUUCUCAUCCGCUUCAGUGACUACGUGGAAGUGGCAGACGCGCAGGACUACGACAGGAGGGCAGACAAACCCUGGACACGACUCACAGCCGCUGACAAAGCAGCCAUUCGAAAAGAGCUUAAUGAAUUUAAAAGCACUGAAAUGGAAGUUCAUGAAUUAAGUAGGCAUCUAACAAGGUUUCAUAGACCGUAGCAGUUCAAUUCUACCUGACUACUAUGCCGUCUUCAAAACAUAACUAAAAGGAACCAUAAGUGCUGGUAUUAUUCACUUCCCUGUUACGUACAAUGUAAAUCUUCUGAACUGCCUUUUUUUUAAGAAAAAAAAAUAGUAGAAAAAUAAAUAUUAAAAAAAAAAAAAAGGAAAAUUGUAUUUACAUGUGAUGGGUAUUGCAGCAUCAUCAGACCUGCUGGUUCAAGCUUCUAUAACAGAAAAUACCCCUGGUGGGAAUUGUGCCAAGACUUGGCAUCCAUCUGUAAGACUUUCCUGGCAUGUGGACUUGCCAUACACGUUCAAGCUCAGCUGGCGGUGCAUCCAUCCCACCUUCAGGCACCCCUCAUCCUGACACGGCUCCGUCAGCAACUCCAGAGAGCCCAGAGAUGGUGUUCAGGGAAUCACAGGCCUGGGUGAAGUCCCCAAAAGACCAGCACCUAUGGCACUAAAGCACUUAUACCAAACACUCCCUACAGGCUCCGAGCACCUUAUGAGGACAGAGAAGGAGCAAAACUCUGCGCCCAGCUCAUCUGUGACCGUGCAUGACUAGAAAGGUAUUUGUUUGUCUGGAGAAGUUCACGGCCAGUCAAUAGGCACCAUUCGGCUCCCACACAGAAAAAGGCAUCGCCUGUGAAGAACAGGACUCCCCACUGAAGGCUGGGUCAGUUCUAGCAACUGUCUAUUUUUCAUCUCUUUCAAGUAUAAUUUUCUAAACCGAGUUGUGAACCCAUCAGCCGUAAGCAACAAGGACGUCGAGGACAAGCAAGCAAAACCCAUCUCUUCAUGGUCACUGCAUGGCAUUCACUCAGCUUCUAGUAUGUUUUCACACCCAAGCCUUGUGAUUGUGUGAGAGCUGACGCACGCCCCGCAGCAGGAAAGGCCGGGAUUCCCAUCCAGGGAAUGUGUGCAGAGGAACACAUGACAGGAGGAACUGGGGGUAUGGUGAGGAGUAUCUGUCCUCUCUGUAUCAGGUGUUUCAAGAACUGAUCCUAAAGGUGUACUGAGAAAAACAUGACAGAUCACGUUACCUGGCCUGACAAAAGGAGCCUGGUGCACUGGUAUGGAUGGAUGGUGGGACUUGUCAGUGGUACCCACAGCUGAGGCAUAAGGACAGCAACUCCGAGGUGUUCUGAUUUGGUUUUAAUUCAUUUUUAUUAUAGUGGUUUAACAUACAGACUAGUAGAGCUCAGAGAAGCUGGUCACUCUGGGCCUGAUUUACCUGCCAACCUACGCGUGUGCUUAACACUAUGUGAGCACACAAACAGCCUCACUGCAUUCAUGAACAUGUCUGACAAGCUUAAUUGAAGGUGGACACAUGUAAGUGCUUUUCUGACCUUUGGCCAGCACCUCUCAGAAUCAAGUCCUUAACUAGUAUAAUGCCAGCAAGCUGGGGCAAACAUUGUUUGGGAUUCUUUUCCAGCCCUAACAAGAAACGAUUAUGCCAUGUUUUGGGCCACUGGCCCAAAGCACUGUAGCAACAUUACUGUAAGAAGCUCCAGAUUAUUACUUCAGGACAAUGGCUAUUUUGCUUUGACAGUUUGAACAGAGAGGCCAAAGUUUUUUACUACAGUGCUAUUAUUUCUAUUAUUUUAUAUAUAUUUUUUUUUUCCUUUCUUGCUGUCUUCCAUGCAUCUAUCCACUCUCCUGUGCCCUCUCUCUACUCACCAGUGUCAACAUUGCCCUUUACUGAUUGAAGGCCAAGAAGCCUCACAUGAGCAUUUAAUGGCCAAUGCUGCGUAAUGCCAACACUCCUGCCUCUUCUCAGGCCUCUGUUUCAUUCUUCUGGUCACAGGAGUAAAGCAAAUGGACAUGCACGUAGCCCAUGGAGUUGCUCUAGCAUCCAGCCCCCAUAAAUGACACUGGUAGUCAGGCUAUCACAAUCCAUUUAGCUUAGUGAUGGGACUCAGCACCUCACAGGUUUGCUCUCAAUCAGAGACAAGUGAAAGCAUUUCAUACUCAUCUGUGGCCAUCCUUGGCAUGCUAUGGAUAAUUAGCUGUUGAGUAAGAAUUGAAGAUGCUACCAGCUGGUUUCUGGUGCAUGGCUUUUUGGGGCAGCACGCCUCUGCUGUGAUGCACUGCCCAGACUGGGUAAUGAUUUCUGAAGAAACACACACAGUGAUCCCUGUGUCUCCCGCUCGCAGUUGCUUUAGAUACAAGUUUAUCAGUAGUCAAAGCCUGUAACGUGCAAUGUUAUCAGUUCAAUGCAGCAAAGACAGAGCACCAGGAAUACACUGCUUUGGGGUUAUUUUCAUGAAAAGCUGGGGUACUUGUUUCUAAAUGCAUUCACAUACAUGUGCAUGCAUAACAAGACUGCAUCACAACUUUAAAAAGGGAAAAAGAAAAGAAAACCAAACCUUUUGAAUACACACACAUUGCAUUAGGAAGGACCUCUGCAACGUAGCUGUUCGGCAGAGCAACAGGCCCUCAUGUUCCCAGUAUGGAUCCCAUACCUGCCCUGGCAGUGUAGCUUAGAAGAGAGGGUCAGUGUGAAAGGAAAGGAGACCAUCCAAGGAGCAGCGGUGAUGAAAACCAAAGGACUCAGUAAGCUGGUAGGAAGAAAAAUGAGAUUUGGGGUUUUUUUUCCAUUUUAUUAAAAUGAAGAGGAAAGAGGUGGAAGUAGCAGACUGCUGUUGUCAGUGCGUUGUUGGUGCUAGAGCCCCCAGGACAACGGGUGGGUGCUGCCACUGUCCCUGGGGGGCAUGGCCCCUUGCAGCACCCACCCCUGCCUGUCUGGGGGCCUAAAUCAACCCUUGGGCACUGUUUUUGCCAUGUAUCAGCCAAAUCCUGGGUGACGCCCAGAUGUUCCCCAGCACCCUGCCAGAUGGGCCCCAGGCAGGUCCCUCCUGCCCACUUAGCAAAUUGUCACAUUCUGCCUGCCUCAGGAUUCAUCCUGUCCCCAGGGCAGCUACGUGCAGUUUGGCUUUUUUUCAAUGUUAACUCCUGGCUGAGCAGACAACAGGACACAGUGGAAGAACUGCCAUAUUUCUCCCGAAUCGCAAGCAGAGCUUACUACUGAAAAAGGGGGAGAGGAGAAAGAAGCCAUAUAAAGUGUUUGGCACUGUAGUAAGCAUCACAGAACGGGCACUUCAUCUGGUUUUAGCUUCAGUGGGUCUGGGUAUUUUGCAAAGUUACCCUUUGGCAAGGUGUUCUUCAACAGUCUUUCAGUACUCAGUUUGCACACCCACCUCUGGCAUCCAUGGGAAGUUGCAGCAGACUGGGAAACAGCUAGUCUUUCUUUUUUUAAAAAUAUGUAUUCUUGAACACUUGUCUUCUCAUGUGUGAAAGCCAUCUCUACCACGGUAAAGUGGUUGUGAUUCUGUUGGGGUGGGGAUUACAUGCAAGAUGCAAAGAUAGUAACAUUUCUGCUAAGACUAGGUUAGCACUGCAGUUAACACCAGCCAUCCUCAUUCAUAUUAGGAGGAGAUUAAUAGUAGUAAUAAAGAAAUUACAUCAGGUUUAGAGAUUGGAAAAAUCAACACAGAAUGAAAAAAUGACUGUUCCAAUCAUCCAUCUCCAGGGCUGAUAAUGGAGAUAAUAUUCUAGAGUCAAGGAAUAAAAACAUUUUGGUUAUAAUCUGCUGAAUCCUGAUGGGAUAUUCAUACCUUCAAAUGUGCAAGUAAUGUGACAUCUGUUCUACAGCCUCUGGAAAGAUGAGGUGGAAAACGUGGCGGUUGGGGAGGUGUCAGGAAUUGGAAAAAGCAAUUCCAAAAUGUCUAGACAAAAGUUUUUGAUGAGGAGGAGACAUCGCGCUCUCACCCAUGCCCUCGCCAGCAACAGGCUACAGGGACCUGGCAAUGUAUUUGUGACUGACAGGGCAGGCCAGAUUUUGUGUCUAGACAACGCCUAGAGCGCCCUUAUUAGAAGAGAAGGAGGGGCAGGGGGAAGAAUAUAAUAGACUUUCGACUCUUUUAUGUUAACUGAAUAUAUUUAGUGAGCCCAUAACACAUAUAUUUCAGCCUAAUGCUUCUAUGUAACCACAGGACUUUGUCAUCACUGCAACUAGUCACCAAACUCACCCUUCGAUAUUUCUACAGUGCCGUCUGUACCGUGGAAACACUAUAAACCUAUGGGGGGAGCACGUCCAACACGGCUAGCGAAAGACUGCGCUCACAAAAAUAGGUGGGCAAGAUGGAAACCCACAGUUACAUGUGAACAGGGGCUCCCUAAUGUGCCUGCAAAUAAAAACCACUUUGUAUAACUAGCCAUGGGAGAUGACUAGGCUAAUAAGAAAAUCAGGAAAGAAGAAGGGGGACAGAUAAUUUUUCCCAGGUGUUCAGUCUGCUCGAGCUUGGAACAACUUCUGUAAACAAAGAGGAGGUGACGGGCACAUUACCUGCUUUCCCGUGUGUCCCAGUUACUCCUGCACCAGUUGCAUUUUCCAGUUGAUAUCCAAGUGUAUGUAUAUAGUUUGUCUUUGUAUAGGAGUGAGUGUGGUGGCUGUCAAUCAUGUGCUCUUCCAGUAUUGUAAUUUAACAGAUUAUGGCUGUAUGAAAAUUAUGUAAAUAUCUAGAAAAAAAAAAUUAAACUGGAUCUCUAUGUCCUAGCUUUUGUACAUACUGAAACUGCAUGCUAUUUAAAUUAUUGUUUGUCUCUGAUGUAUGCAGUUUCUUAAAAAAAAAAAUCAUUUAAAAAAAAAAAUAGCAAGCA